This is a messenger RNA of Symbiodinium pilosum, 903 nucleotides long. NCBI's taxonomy places the organism in Eukaryota, Dinophyceae, Suessiales, Symbiodiniaceae. The record is from the annotation of a GenBank genome assembly.
GCGCUCCUCCCUUGCGUGAAGGCAUCUCCACUUGACGGCCAAGCAAUAGGCAAUGCCUUGUAUGGCCUACAGAGUCUCAGCAGCGACUCCCAAGUAGUACGGCAGCUUCUGGUCGUAUUUGCUUCCAAGCUGAAAGCCUUCGACUGCAAGAUGACAGAGCAGGAAGUGAGUAACGCCCUGUAUGGCUUGCAAUUCAUGGACCUUUCUAUCACGGAGGUGAGAGAGAUCGUGGACGUCUUGGUGACUUCGGUGACCAGUGACGACGCGGAGCAAUCUCCUAGCAGAGACAGGCGCAGCCAACGCAGCCGGCAUCCGCUGAAUCCACUCGCAUCAUCUGAAUCUAGGUUACCCUCGAACUUUGUUGCUGUGGCUUUUCCUGGCACACUGUCGGGCGAGAGGUGCAGAUAUUUGGUGGACAUUGGCUGCGACAUGGGUGGCUUUGUGCGCGGCGUGGCACAAUCUCGGCCAGAGAUGCGGGUGGUUGGUUUGGAGAUGAGAUCGCAUGCCGUCACCUAUGCGGUGGCGAGGGCCCGAGAGCAGGGGCUGCAAAAUGCGGCUUUUGCUCAGGGCAACGCCAACGUCGACUUGGCUUGCCUGCUUCGACAGGUUCAGGACACUGGCGAGGUGGAGACCGUGACUGUCAAUUUCCCUGACCCACACCUGCUGCCAGAGCACCGCGAGCGGCGCGUGCUGCGGGGUUCCCUGGUGAAGGUCUUGGCUGAGCACCUAUUGCCCGAGACAGAGGUGCUCUUCCAAUCUGACCUGGCUCUUCUCGUGGAGGAGGCCAGGGCCGCCUUCACCGUUUCCAGAUGCUUCCGCGCGACCCCCUGGCAGUCGCGACAGGACUUGGUCGACACAGAGCGGCAGAAGGUGGUUCGGCGAUCUGGCGGUACCGUCCACAAG